Syzygium oleosum is the source of this 2724-nucleotide messenger RNA. RefSeq names its product GEM-like protein 4. The transcript is spliced from 3 exons. NCBI's taxonomy places the organism in Eukaryota, Viridiplantae, Streptophyta, Magnoliopsida, Myrtales, Myrtaceae. The coding region runs from base 93 to 764 and encodes 223 amino acids. The record is from RefSeq and is a predicted model, not a curated record.
ACUUCAGCAAGCAAAAAUCUUUCUUCCUUGACAAUUCAGGAGCUUCUAGGCAGUACAUUGAGAGAAAAGAGCAUAACAACUUCUCAUUGAAGAUGGCAACCAAACUUCUUGAUCACAUUAUGGGAAUUCCAGUCAUUGCUGCAACAUACACAGUUUGGAAGUCGUCAAGAGCCAUUUCAUCCAAGCCAUACAACCAUAGUCAAUCUCAUGUGCGUUCUCCAGCAAGUGUGUCUUCCAAGCGCAAUUCAGUGCUUAAAAGAAUGAACAAGUUGGGAAAGAAAGCUGAUGUUUUCGCACACGGCAUCCGAGAGCAUGUGAGAUUAAGUUCGAAGAUCUCUGAAACUGUGAAAGGGAAGCUGAGUUUGGGGGCAAGAAUUCUCCAAGUAGGAGGGAUGGAGAAAGUUUUCAGGCAUCUGUUUAGCGUCAGAGAAGGGGAGAGACUCACAAAGGCUUCCCAGUGUUAUCUGUCAACAACAGCAGGUCCUAUAGCAGGUCUCCUCUUCAUCUCUACGGAAAAAGUUGCCUUCUGCAGCGAGAGGGCGAUAAAAUUGCCAUCCCCAAAUGGAGAAUCUGUCCGAAUCCAUUACAAGGUGUCAAUCCCACUUUCCAAGAUAGAGGAGGCAAACCAAAGUGAAAAUGUUGAGAGGCCGCCAGAGAAGUACAUACAGAUAGUCACGGUCGACAAUUUUGAUUUCUGGUUCAUGGGGUUCUUAAAUCAUCGGAAGACACUGAAGCACCUUCAACAGGCAAUCUCUCAAGUAUAGCAGGUAUUGCAAGUUGGUCACUCGUAAUUGACAAAAGAGCUGCUCGCUCUACAGCCCACUGCGCCAAUUUUAUUACUUGAAAGUGGAAACUACACGAUUGUAGAAAAUGUAUGGAAUUCUGUUAGUAAAGCAGCUGCUAAAAUUCAAGUUAUCCUGAAUCUUGCUUCCUGAAGAACAAAUUAACUCCAGCUUAUGAGCCUUUCAACUUGCUCAUUACAAGCCGAUUUCAUGAUUUGAGACAUGUUCAUCCUCUUAACUGAAGAAAACUAUCCAUAAGGACGUAUAUUGAGUAGAGAGAGAAUUUCUCUCCAGUGUUUAUCCUUCUUCAGGACCUUCCAGAAUACAAGUUGAAAUGAACCUAUUGAAGCUAGAAGCAAAUGACAUUCGGCAAAUGCAGAUAGCAUAAGGAUGCUUAAAAUCGAGGAAUGGAGCCAUUUGCUGAAACAAUAUGACCCUCUUGAGAAACAUUUCAUCACAUAUCACAUGUUACCUUAAAAGUACUGUCUCCAAAUACUGGCUCAGUUCCAAUAAGAUUCCAUUCCCUUUCACUCCCUCAAGGGUAGCCUACAAUGUGUAGCAUCCGCAUCCUUUCUUCUAAUCUUCAUGGGAAUGAAAAUUUUAAGUCAAGACAGAUUCCCAUGAUCCUUUAAACUAAAAAACUUGGAUUAGUCAAAUAAGCUGGAGCAUGUCCAGGCAAUAGCAGAACAGAGUUUUUACAACGUCACUCGUCACAACAACCAAAAAGUCCAUUGCUUCUUCUGAUAGGUCAACUAAACUCUCUUUCAAGAUAAUGCAAACCAAACACCGAGGAUUUUCGCAAAUUUUAUAAGGUAACUUGCACGUGGAGUGUUAGCCGGAAUCGAACUUCCAGCCACUGACCAAGAUGGAGAAUACAUGUGUUGAUCAAAUGCAACUUAUCCCAACAUCCUCUUCUGUGUAAUACUAUAUCUUAUCCAUAAUCUCUAGAGGAGAAUUUGCAGAAAAUAUACAGAUAAGGCACUGCAUUAAUAUGCCAACACCCAGCAUAUGAAAAGGAGCAUUGAAAAGUAAUAAAAUUGUUUGAAUGUCAUGAAAGAAAGCAAGUUUGCUGCGAUUUACAUAGAUAAACUUCUGGUUACAUAUAACUCAAAGGAAAUGACUCUCCAUCCCAUAUGCACAAGAACUAGGAAUAGAUGGAUACCCCUUCGAGUUGUGGUAUAGCCCCCCCGACAGAUGUACACGGUAAGUCUUGCAAGGAAAAUCCAUAACUGAAACUUUUUUUGAUCUCCCACGGCUGAAACUUCAUCAGUUUCUUUUUGCACUUGAAAAUUAGCCAUGCCCAGAAGUAGUUCAUCAGGUUGAACUCGAUGAACAAAGAUAGGAGCCGUUCUAGCAUUCACGACAUUGCUAGCAUUAACAACAGAGAACUCUCGACACCCCAAGGACCAAUCACUGGUCGAACAAACAGUUCUACAGCAGGAGUUUCGUCCAGCAAACCUAGUAAACAGCCCUCUCAACCACCAACUGGCCCUGCCAGUGUCAGUAUUUACGGUGCUCCAAUGAUUGGGCAAUUGAUAGGCGGCCGCUUGUUUCUGCUGCCGGGACUCCAGUGAACCUCCCUGGUCCCUCACAUAUGGUAUAUGGUGUUAGAGCCCCGGUGCCGGGGGCCAUGGUCCCUGGUGCACCCAUGAGGGUAGGUCACAUAACAUAUCCGAUGCCGCGUGCAUCAGCUCAGAGGUAAUCUGUAUACGAGAUGUAAAUGAAAGACUGAAAGGUAUAUUGGUUGUGCUCUGUCAUACAGUGAGGAUCACUACAUAGAGUCCUGUUCUGUGAGGUCUAUUUUCUCGAUUCUUUGGUGGCCUUCGUUUGGCCUUGUAUCUAUUUUCUGGAUCGUCUCUUCUCUGCUUUCGAGUAGUGCUUGUGAGAUGAAAAUAUAUUAUUCUUGGAAAAUCAAACCAGUUCAAGUUCUCCGAUUGUUAAA